Molecule: messenger RNA, 906 nt
Organism: Trypanosoma rangeli
Lineage: Eukaryota; Euglenozoa; Kinetoplastea; Trypanosomatida; Trypanosomatidae
Product: cell cycle checkpoint protein
Exons: 1
Coding region: 1-906 (301 amino acids)
Biological process (GO): DNA damage checkpoint signaling; DNA repair
Cellular component (GO): checkpoint clamp complex
Source: RefSeq, a predicted model, not a curated record
AUGUCUGUAUACUGCCGCGUGGCCCACCCGCACCUUCUGCUGAAGGCCCUGGCCGUUCUCACUAUGGCGAAGGAUUCGUGGGUUACCGUGGCUUUUACGGAAAGUAUUGUUGUGCUGCAUGUCGAGGGAACUGAUCAGAGCAUCACUGCCACCGCCACCCUCCCCAAGGCGAUUUUCUCCGAGUACUCGGCGAAGGAUGUGUGUUUCUCCGUGCACCUCGCCACUCUGCGCGACGCGCUUCUACUCGGCGGACCCGCCUUGUUAGCCCCUGUCGGGUUGGCGCGCAUUGUUUUGGCAUACCCGAUGAGUGACGCCAGGCUGCUCGUUGAGCUGACGGAUGGGGACUGCACUCUGCAGUCGACCCUUGCCACACGGCCGGUGAAGGAGCGGUUGCUGGACCUUCGCUUCGGAGAGGCCCAAGUAAUGAAUCAGAUGGUGCUGCUGGGCGAUGCGGCACGCGAUGCUAUUGAGGACCUGGUUGUGGCGCAGUGCCCCCAUGCGGUGGUUGUGCUGGACCCUGAUAUUGGCGUUACGCUCCGCGGUGAGGGCGGCCCCUACGGCGCGGUGACGGUGCAGUUGCGGCGUUCCUCGGAGGUGAUUUUGUCGGCACUCGAAGGGGGCACGCGCGCCCACACCCGUGUUCUCCGGUCGCACCUUGCACUCGCCUGCGGGGUGCGCCCCGGCGGCAAACUGUGGCGUGCGGCUGGUGCGGUGGCGGACACCGUGCCGGGGUUGCAAGGUGCUUCCAGCGGUGCCGCGCAACCGGCAUUUGGUGGGUUUGAGCGGCUUAUGUUUCAGGUGAACGAGGAGCGUCAGCUCUGUGUGGUGCACAUGCCGCGGGAUCACGGCGUUUCUGUGAAUGUGACUGUUGUUGUGUCUCCUCUUUGUGGUUUGUAUGACGAGUGA